Molecule: messenger RNA, 1839 nt
Organism: Phytophthora sojae
Lineage: Eukaryota; Oomycota; Peronosporomycetes; Peronosporales; Peronosporaceae
Exons: 4
Coding region: 1-1839 (612 amino acids)
Source: RefSeq, a predicted model, not a curated record
AUGGAGCAGCGCUGGGGCUUCCUCGCGCCAUGGACCGAAGUGUUACGCACCCGCAUCAAGUACCGGUGGCCCGAGGCUGACGAGGGCAUCUGGGCCUUCAAGAGGCGCUUCCUGGAAGUGUACCCCCCUGCACGGUUCGAGAACAGCAACCAAGAGCGAGCCAUCACUGAAGCAGCGGAAAAAGAUUUUCAACGCACGAUCCAGAAAUUCAGAGAAGCCUUGGCUCUGCUGGCGGCUGUGGCGCACGUGGACCAAUCCGUGUGGGGAUAUUGGCUGGAGCACCAGUGUGGAGUGGACCUCGGAGUGGAAGGAGAAGAAAUUUAUGAAGAAGAAAUCGCUGUACUAUUCCAGCUUUACAUGAUACUUAUUUCCCCCAAAAUCUGGAGCAAGAUCUCGCUCGUUCGGUGGUUCGGCGUCUACCAACGCACCGAAGCCAGCCAAGACUAUCUGGUCGCGUUGCAGAAUAUCGCAGAGUUGGCUGGUAAUUUACCAGCAGACAAGCCUGGUUUUGACAUCGAGGUCCCGGCGCGACUGCUUUUCACAGAGACGAGUGAUCCUUCUGAUGGGGUGAGGGCCCUGCAAGGUAUUUGGACCGCGGAGCGAAUGGCUAAGGCGCAGUGGGAGAUGUACGACCGGAACGUGGAGAACAAAGCGGUCGAGGCUGGGUCGCUGCGCUGCACGUUCGUGAUCGAGCCGAUGAUUCUGGACUUUGGAGAGAGAGAGAGGGAUGCCAGCCGAGUACGUCGAUUUGGUGAUCACGUUGGAAAACUGGGGACGCUGUUCGACAACGUGCAGGAAUCCAGAGUGGCUUUCGGAGAGCUGAUGAUGACCCUCUUUAAUACUCCGCAGCGGCCACGCCUCCUGACGAAGAGGAGCUUCGCCUCAGAUGGCAAAUCUAGCGAUGGGUCCUCUCCACUUCAGCUCGGCACGAUUGACUUGAACUGUGACCACACGUUAACCUAUCGUGAUUUUAAUUCCAUGUGCUCGGCUAUUGUGACCAACCAAACGGCCAGGAAUGUCUCCAUGUAUCUAGACAUCAGCUCGACGGACGAUGGAGGCAGUCGUGAACGAUGGAAGUGGCUUGCCUAUGCCUUCUUCUCCAAGCGAACUCGUGGAUACUCCUCGCUCUAUCGCUUGGAGUUCACUUCGCUCGACAGCAUGACCGUCGAGGACAUGGAAGGUUUCAGCACUAUCAUGGCAUCGGAGCAUCCGGAAGAAGACCUUUGUGGAACUCCAAGAGUCCAACGACGCGACCUCGUGUUCUCGCAAGCAAACGCGAUGAAAGCGAGCUCCCGUGGAGUAACAUCACUGACACUAACAUUCGCGGUCGAGAACGAAGUUGGACCUGUUGGGCUGCCAGACUUUUUAGCAGCCGUUGGGUUGCCAUUGAAGAUUCUUUCUGUCAGAGAAUCGCAACUGCAACUGGAUGACAGCAUGAUGCUUCAAUACUGCCCGAAAUUGGACGAGUUGGCUCUAUGCAGACACCGGGUCGAGGCGCGCCUCAACUUUUGUGACUACCGCGCGACUAACCAAGAACUACCAGAGCUGGGCUGCGACUGGGAUGAUGUUCUGGCCUUGUUGACAAGGCUGCGCGACAAGAGCAGCCCACUUGCGCAGUGCGUUCGACGGCUUCGAGUGCAGCUAUUCGAUUGGGGCAGGGAUUGGGACGAUGGAACUGGUGAGGUGCGCAACGGACCAACUUCUGAGGAUGAGAUCAACGCGAUGCGGCGCAUGCUGGAGCUGAACGAGACCCUGGAGUACUUCGACGUAGUAGCUCCGAGUAGCUACCGCGUUGACAUCAGCAACUUUCAACAAUAUCAUCUCCAGCCCAUUAUGUGA